Emericellopsis cladophorae is the source of this 1817-nucleotide messenger RNA. RefSeq names its product putative class v protein. NCBI's taxonomy places the organism in Eukaryota, Fungi, Ascomycota, Sordariomycetes, Hypocreales, Bionectriaceae. Gene Ontology annotation, molecular function: chitin binding. Gene Ontology annotation, biological process: carbohydrate metabolic process. The record is from RefSeq and is a predicted model, not a curated record. The annotation marks the transcript as partial. The transcript has 5 exons.
AGAAGCAGAAGAAGCAGAAGAAGCAGAAGAAGCAGAAGAAGCAGAAGAAGCAGAAGAAGCAGAAGAAGCAGAAGAAGAAGAAGAAGAAGACGAGAGGGAGGACAAGGGGGAGCUCUGAAUCGAGGCAUUGGAACAGACUUGUUUGCGACGAGGACGUCUGCGUGAACAACUACGGCGUCAAGUCGGAAUGUGACCCUGACGGCCCAAAGAGUUCCUUUGCCGAACACGCAAUGUGCCCUCUCAAUGUCUGUUACUCCAAGCACGGCUGGUGUGGCGUGACCGAGGAAUUCUGCGGUGAUUUGAAGAUCAAGCCUCCGUCUUGCUGUAUAUCGCAUAGCAUCGAACGCAUUGUGGGCUACUACGAGGGCUGGUCCCAGCGUCAGGCUUGCAACUCGUCCAUGCCCGAGCAGAUACCAACGGGAUUGUACACCCAUAUCAACUUUGCCUUUGCCAUUAUUGACCCGGCCAACUUUGAGUUUCUGCCGGCAUCGCCUGUGGACACCAGGCUCUAUAGACACCUCACCUACUUGAAGAGAAUGGACCCUGAUCUCAAGGUCCUCAUUGCGAUCGGGGGUCGGACCUUUAACGACCCGGGACCUGUCGCCACAACGUUUUCCGACAUUACGGACAGCCAGAAGAAGUUCAUCAAGUCGCUUGUCAGUUUUCUAUUGACGCACGACUUCGACGGCGUCGAUCUUGGAUGGGAAUACCCCCGAUCCGAGGAGCGCAGCGGGAGGGAAGAGGACUUUAAGAACUUGCCUACGUUCAUAGCCAACCUCAAAAGGCUCUUAAGGGGACCGGACGCGACGAGCUUUCUAUCAUCUUGCCUGCCUCAUACUAUACGCGCUAUGGCCUCUCUGUGGUAUCUCCAGCAUUUUGACAUUAUCAAGCUUACGAAGCACGUCAAAUUUUUCAACAUCUCAUUCACGGCGACAAGUUCUGCCUGCCUGGAUACCGGCUGCACAUGCCAGUCGGGUGACCUGAAACAGAAGUGCAGCGACAAAUUGACUGUCAUGCUCAACUCGGAGAUUCUGGACGUCAUCGAGAGAAUAUGGGCCGGGCCAAAGCUUGAAAAGAAGGCAGCUGUCCAGAUGCUGAGCUUCGGUGGCAACAACUGUGUUGCCUACUACAACAAGGAAAACCUCAAGAUGAAGGUUGAAUUCGCCAGGGAUCAGUGCAUGGGUGGUGUCAUGGUAUGGGCGGUCUCUCACGACACUUUGGAUGCUCGCUUCUCAAAAGCCGUGGGCAAGGCAGCAGCCCGCCCGUUCAUAUCAACAUCGGCAUCAAUGACCCUGAGCACGAUGGUUUGCAAACAUGGAUAUCAAUCGGCUUGCUGCACAAAGGGCAGCAGCAACACCAAGCUGUACGAGGGCUGCUCCUGGACAGGCGGUGGCGAAGACUGUGAUUCUGAAACUUGCAGUCCUCCGGAAGACCUCCUGACUACAUCGGGCUCGGGAAGCGGAGGUGCGAUAUGCAACGGGCGAGAUAGCCUCCUGCACCUCAAGGAGCAAAAGUCGCACUGUUGUCCUGAUCAGACCGAUAACCAACGCUGGAAUGACUGUGGUGACUAUAGUUCAUACGGCCCAAGUCCAAGCGACGACGAGAGCUUUUGCCGGUGCGGAUGUCCUAGUGACCAUAUCCGUGUGGCCAUGGACACCAGCAGCAUGCAGACCUUUGAUGACAGACCCCUUUGCAAGAGGGGUGGCAGGUCGCACUGCUGUAUACCUAAGUCGCAGACUAUUAUGAAGCGGGAGACGGACGAGGAACUGGACCUGCGCGAGACGCUGGCCGACUUCCCCAAGAAUUUAGUCUGCUAA